CGCGGGGCUCCGCGCGCCCGCCGCGCCUCGGCCCCGCCUGUUCCGCUUCCGGCGCGGGCGCAGCGCGGCCGGAAGUGCGGGUGGGAGCGGUGCCGCCAUCAUGGCCGACAAGAUGGACAUGUCCCUGGACGACAUCAUUAAGCUGAACCGGAGCCAGCGUGGGGCCAGCCGGGGCGGCCGGGGCGGCCGGGGCCGGGGCGGCACCGCACGCGGUGGCGGGCCCGGCCGGGGCGGCGUGGGCGGCGGGCGCGCGGGCGGCGGCCCCGUGCGGAACCGGCCGGUGAUGGCCCGGGGCGGCGGCAGGAACCGGCCCGCGCCCUACAGCCGGCCGAAGCAACUCCCCGAGAAGUGGCAGCACGACCUCUUCGACAGCGGCUUCGGGGCCGGGGCCGGCGUGGAGACCGGCGGGAAGCUGCUCGUCUCCAAUCUGGACUUCGGCGUUUCGGAUGCGGACAUCCAGGAGCUCUUUGCGGAGUUUGGGACCUUGAAGAAGGCAGCUGUGCACUAUGACAGAUCUGGUCGCAGUCUAGGAACGGCAGACGUGCAUUUCGAGAGAAAGGCGGAUGCGCUGAAGGCAAUGAAGCAGUACAACGGGGUCCCCUUGGAUGGGCGCCCCAUGAACAUCCAGCUGGUGACGUCACAGAUCGACACGCAGCGGAGACCAGCACAGAGUGUAAACAGAGGUGGCAUGACCAGAAACCGCGGGGUCUCAGGGGGAUUUGGAGGUGGAGGCAACAGGCGAGGGACUCGUGGUGGGAACAGAGGGAGAGGCAGAGGAGCUGGAAGAACUUCCAAACAGCAGCUCUCUGCAGAAGAACUAGAUGCACAGCUGGAUGCUUACAAUGCCAGGAUGGACACCAGCUAAAGCGGCAGCAGUGGACGCAUGGAAGGACUCCAGUCUUGCUCCACACUCCCGGCAGGGGCUGCGGCUGUGGCUACUACUACCGAGGAUGGGAUUUGUUUUACUUUUACGUUCUGGGAUAGGUUUUAACUCCUGUAAAGGUUUUUUUUAAUUCUCAGCAGACCUGUUUUGUACCGAGUUAUUUUUGGGAUAAAUUUUUCUGGUUGCCUGUUGGGCCAAGGUGGCUUUUUCACCUUUGCCGUAAUAAAAUAGAACCAUGUCUAGA
Molecule: messenger RNA, 1127 nt
Organism: Poecile atricapillus (Black-capped chickadee)
Lineage: Eukaryota; Metazoa; Chordata; Aves; Passeriformes; Paridae
Gene: ALYREF
Product: Aly/REF export factor
Exons: 6
Coding region: 101-865 (254 amino acids)
Biological process (GO): mRNA export from nucleus
Cellular component (GO): nucleus
Molecular function (GO): mRNA binding
Source: RefSeq, a predicted model, not a curated record